AAUCAAAGAUACAGUGAAAGAAACACUUAUGAGGAUGGAGAACGAAAUGAAAGAGAUGAAGGAAAAGCUAGGUUUCCUGAUGGCUUCAGCAGAAGAAUGCAGAGAUCAAGGUAUUUUCGAUCCAACUGAGCUUAUCAACGGGAUUCGCCAGCUCUACAAUACUCGCGAGGGAUGGCUUUCACCAUUUCCAUGGUGUGAAGAGUUUCAGUUUUUUCUUUGCAAUAUUUUUACGAGGCUCAAAAUGGUGAGGAGAAAGAAAGCGAGAGGAGAAGUCACAGACAUGUUGGUUGACAUGUCGUCUAUACUGGACCCAUAUGAGGAGUGUUCAGCGCCGAGAACAGUGUUGAUCGAAGGAGAACCUGGUAUGGGAAAAACCACCCUCUGCAAAAAGUACGUCUACGACUGGGCCACAAGAAAGCAGGAACCUCAGAGCUGCGGCUUAACAGCAUUCAAAGCAGUGUUGUUUCUUAAAUGUCGAGACAUCCAUUCUGAUGUCUGGGAAGCAGUUGAGGAUCAGCUUCUGCCCCGAGACAUCGAUGAAGAAGUCAAACAACAAUUUUUUCAGUUUACUCGUGAAAAUCAGUCCAGCAUUUUAUUGAUACUAGAUGGAUUGGAUGAGUUGCCUUCCGGCAAAUUGCCAAUGUUUUCGGAAUUGAUUGAAGGAAGGGUACUCCCUAGAUGCCACAUAGUUGCAACAGCAAGACAAGAAGCUGGAAAAGAGGUGAGAAAAUACUGUGAUACGCUGCUCGAGAUCGAGGGAUUCACUCAAAUACAUGUUGACGAAUUUGUUAUCAAAUACUUCAAAGAUAGGCCAGGUUUAGCCACAAAGCUCUUAGAACGGAUGAGGCGCGAGACAAACCUGACAGAAAUGGCAGCCAAUCCUCUAAACACAGCACUUCUUUGCCUUUUAUGCGAAGAGUUUGAUGGCACACUUCCUGAAAACAGAGCUCAACUGUACUUGGAUAUCAUUGAAUGUGUCUUGAGAAGAUACAGAAAAAAGAAAGGACAAUCAAAAACAAAUACAGCCGAGACAAACCUUUACAAACCUCAAUUGGAUCGCCUUGGGUUGGUGGCGUUGAAUGGUUUGCUUAACGACAAAUUGGAUUUUGAUGAAAGUGAAUUGGGAAACAAUGCAAAAGACUUGACUGCAUUUGGAUUUCUCUCAAUGCAGCCUGGUGGCAGCAAAUUGAGACCAAAAGUGCAUUAUGCUUUCCUACAUAAAAGUUUCCAAGAAUGCUUUGCAGCAUUCUUCAUUUGUUCUCAGAUUCAAAGCAAAGAAAUUACACCCGAAGACCUAGUUUCCGAUGAAAGGUAUUUCGGUAAGCUUAAACAAGUACUUUUGUUUUCAUGCGGAAUUUUAGCCAUGCAAUGCGAUGAACAUGUUGUGGCUCUUGUGAACAGUCUAACAAACCAAGUCAACAAACAUGAAGGCGAUGGUACAAAAGUUGUACUAGAGGCCAUGAACGAAUGUAAAAGUGAAAAAGAUUUUCCCAUACAUUUAGCAAAAUGUUUUGGAUCUGGUUUGAAUCUUACCAAUUUGGAUUUGUCUGAGAAUUCUAUCGGCAAUGCCGGCGCUUCAUCUAUUGCAGAGGCAAUCAAAGUCAACAAGACUCUGACCAAUUUAAAUUUGCCUGGGAAUGAUAUUAGUGAUGCCGGUGCUACAUCUAUUGCUGAGGCAAUCAAAGUCAACAAGACUCUGACCAAAUUAAAUUUGUCUCGUAAUCAUAUAACUUUUGCCGGUGCUACAUCUUUUGCUGAGGCAAUCAAAGUCAAUAAGACUCUGACCAAUUUGAAUUUGUCUGGCUAUCAGACAACUGAUGCCGGUGCUACAUCUAUUGCUGAGGCAAUCGAAGUCAACAAUACUCUGACCAAUUUAAAUUCUCCUGGGAAUGAAAUGAGUGAUGCUGGUGCUACAUCUAUAGCUGAGGCAAUCAAAGUCAAUAAGACUCUGACUAAUUUGAAUUUGUCUUACUUUCGUAUUACUUAUGCCGGGGCUACAUCUAUUGCUGAGGCAAUCAUAGUCAACAAGACUCUAACCAAUUUGGAUUUGUAUUGCAAUGAUAUUAGUGAUGAUGGUGCUGCAUCUAUUGCUGAGGCAAUCAAAGUUAACAAGACUCUUACCAAUUUGAAUUUGUCUGGCAAUCGUAUCGCUGAUGAUGGUGCUACAUCUAUUGCUGAGGCAAUCAAAGUAAACAAGACUCUAACCAAUUUGAAGUUGUCUUACAAUCAUAUUACUUAUGCCGGUGCUACAUCUAUUGCUGAGGCAAUCAAAGUCAACAAGACUCUGACCAAUUUGUAUUUGUCUUACAAUCAGAUUGGUGAUGCCGGUGCUGCAUCUUUUGCCGAGGCAAUCAAAGUCAACAAGACUCUGACCAAUUUGUAUUUGUCUAACAAUCAGAUUAGUGAUACCGGUGCUACAUCUAUUGCUGAGGCAAUCCAAGUCAAUAAGACUCUGACCAAUUUGAAUUUGCCUGGAAAUGACAUUAGCGACGCUGGUGCUAACUCUAUUGCUGAGGCAAUCAAAGUCAACAAGACUCUGACCAAUUUAAAUUUGUCUGGCUAUCAAAUAACUGAUGCGGUGCUACAUCUAUUCCUGAGACAAUCAAAUUCAAGUAGACUGACGAAUGUGAAUUUGUCUGGGAAUGAUAACAGUGAUGCCAGUGUUAAGUCCAUCGGCGAAGACAAUCAAAGUCAACAACUCUCUGACCAAGUUGGAUUUGGAUCGCAAUGAUAUUAUUUAUGCCGGUGCUACAUCUAUUGCUGUAGCUAUCAAAGUCGGCAAUGCUCUUACCAAUUUGAAUCUAUCUGGCUAUCAAAUAAAUGAUGCGGUGCUCUUAAGAAUUCGUUAAACAACUUUUACUCAAUUUCUAGAAUGAAUAAAAAUAAAUCAAUUUUUUCUCGG
Messenger RNA from Stylophora pistillata, 2902 nucleotides. RefSeq lists its product as uncharacterized. Gene Ontology annotation, molecular function: protein binding; ATP hydrolysis activity. The record is from RefSeq and is a predicted model, not a curated record. Lineage: Eukaryota; Metazoa; Cnidaria; Anthozoa; Scleractinia; Pocilloporidae.